ACCACGACACACAGGCAGACAGUCAGUCAGUCACACGCACACAUACAGACGCGCAUGCAUACGUACAGUGACAGUGUUGUGGCAUAUGUGUAAUCAAAACGUCGGGGCCCGCACUAAAGAGCAAAGCGUUUAUAUAUAGAAAAUUUUACGCACAGCUGAGGAAAAAUUCAUUUAGUAGUUCGGUCGUGCAACUGAAAAUAAAUUAAAGAACAUUUUAGUGUGCGAAACUAGCAGAAACAGCAGCAGCAGCAGAAAAAUAAGCGAGUUCAAAACGCGUUCACAAUAUACACAGUUAAAUAUUACGCAUACGCCGCGUGUGUUUAUCGUUGUGUGCGUUGCAAAUAGCUAUAGCUAGGAGAAAAUCAACGAUUGGCGCCAGCGUCGCUGCUGACGUUGCACGAGACGACGACGACGACUCCACCCAAAAUUGUGUACCAAAUUUGGUCAAAUGCUUUAAACGCUGUCCAGCACCAAUGCUUGUGCUAGUCGCAACAACAACAACAACGUAAAAAGUUAACAACAACAAAAGCACAAAAAAUGCUAACAAAAUGCUUAGUACAUGCGAAAAGUUGAUGACACAUUUCGCUGUCAUUUUGACCGCAUUUCUUGCCUGCCAGCCACUGUUGUUGCUGCUGAUCUGCGGUCCGCCAGCGUUGCCGCAUGGCAGCAGUGUCUCCCCGAUGCUGGUGCGUGCCUCUGCCGCCGAUGAAGCCGUUGGCAAGUGGGCCACACAGUUUGGGGAUGAGCUGUAUUUGCUGGCCAAAACCAUAACCAAAUCCGAUGAGAUUAAGCAAAAGUACAAGGAGUACAAUGCACGCGUGGAGCUCAAAGAUGGCACCGAGCUCAUCAAGUCGGUUACAGCUAAUCUCGGCAAAAUGUUGGCGCGUAAAAUGGACGCAGUGCGUUGCAUACAGGAGCUUGCAGAGUCUGUCAAUGAGAAUUUUGAUUUCAACUAUACUUCCGCUAGAGAUAACUACACCUACUACUCAAGUAAGUACUCCACGUUCAAUGGCAACAGCUCGGAAAAGCCGCUAACGGAAGAUCCGGAUAUUAUACGCAUGUACAGCGAGAUGAAGCUGAAUCCCGAUACACAUUUCUACAAUAUGCCCGUGGAUACGGAACACAGUUCGGUGCAUGUGCCUUCGAAUGUGUGGGAUCGUGCACCAGAUGUUUUGAAUGUUAUACAAUGGUCGGAGCAGCUAGAUAAGGUCUUUAAACAAAACUAUCAAUCCGAUCCGGCCCUAUCCUGGCAGUACUUUGGCUCCGAUACGGGCAUAUUACGACAUUAUCCCGCAUCACAGUGGACUGACUCGCGUACUAACAAAGUAGAUGCGGAUACUUAUGACUGUCGUAAGCGUUCCUGGUACAUUGAAACUGCCACCUGUUCGAAGGAUAUUGUCAUACUAUUGGACCACUCAGGUUCCAUGACGGGACAUCGACAUCAUGUGGCCAAAUUCACCAUACGCAGCAUACUGGACACUUUCUCGAACAAUGAUUUCUUUACCAUACUCAAAUAUUCAGCUGCGGUGGAUGACAUCAUCAGCUGCUUCAGCGGUGCAUUGGUACAAGCGACGCCAGAGAAUAUAGAUGUCUUCAAUACAGCUAUUGAAAAGCUUCAUCCGCCGAAUGGUUAUGCCAAUCUAACACUCGCCUAUGAGCAGGGCUUCCAGCUGUUACGCAAAUACUAUGAGAGUCGUAAUUGCAGUGGCAACUCCACUUGUAAUCAGGCCAUUAUGCUGGUAACCGAUGGUGUUGCCGGCAAUACGACUGAGGUGUUUGAGAAAUACAACUGGGGCAUUGGUGAGAAUGGCACCAAGAUGAAUGUGCGCGUUUUUACGUAUCUGCUGGGCAAGGAAGUGACCAAAGUGCGUGAAAUACAAUGGAUGGCAUGUCUGAAUCGUGGCUACUACUCGCAUGUGCAAACUCUGGAUGAAGUGCAUGAGGAGGUGCUCAAGUAUGUGGAUGUCAUUGCCACACCGCUAGUGCUACAAAACUCAACACAUCCACCCACCUGGACGCAUGCCUUUACGGAUAAGACGUAUGAUCCAAAAACAUCUAAGGAACGCAAGCCGCGUCUAAUGAUUGCCGUCGGAGUGCCUGCCUUUGAUCGUUCCUAUCUUUUGGAGAACAGCACUAGACGUCGAGCACGUCUGUUGGGCGUAGCUGGCACUGAUGUUCCAGUCGAAGAUAUUGAUAAGCUAACGCUGCCCUAUAAGCUUGGCGUCAAUGGCUACUCGUUCGUAGUGUCCAACAAUGGCUACGUCUUACUUCAUCCGGAUCUUCGACCCAUUGGCUCCAAUGGCAAAAUGAAUCCCAACUAUAAUAGCAUCGAUUUUACCGAAGUGGAACAUUUGUUUGAAGAUCAGUUACCACGUGAGCCGGGGGAGCAAUUAAUUGAUAUACGUAAUGCUAUGGUGCAUCAUGAGGCACGGGAAUUUAAAGAUAUAAAAGUGAAACUACAUUACGACAAAAUGCGUCGCGUUUCGGAAGAAAAACAGGAUUACUUCUUUGCCCCAUUGCCAAAUACACCAUUUACCCUUGGCAUUGUCAUGCCCAGCGAAUAUGGCAAGACUUGGAUUAAGGUGGGCGAGGAGGUGUUCAAGAACAAGCACAUGAAAGUGAAUAUAUCGGAUUUCUUUAUUGGCGACAAUUGGAAGGUGCAUCCAGAUUGGGUAUACUGCAAGUAUCACUAUCUGGAGGGUCAUGAGUUUGCAACGCCUGAAGUGGAGCUGCGUGAGUUUCUUGGCAAAAUGAUGCAACCCGGCUGGAAAUUUUCAGAGCAAUAUGCUGAAGACGAAUCCGAUUGGGAUGACAAAGAUGAUCUUAACUGCGGCCGCAAGACUCUUGGUGAUGAUGCCUACUACUGCAACGAGGAGUUGGUGCAUUUGCUAAUUUUUGAUGCCAAGGUUACCAACUUUAGCUACGGUGAAUGGAAGUUUCAGACCAUUGAGGAGCGUCAGCUCUUUGAACGUUUUGGCGCUACUUUACGCUUUGUCGCCACCAUGAGCGGCUUAACGCGCUGGCAGUUUAUCUUUGGCGAAGUGGAGGUGGAUACGGAUCAGGAAUUUGGCGAUUAUCAUACCACUGCUAUUGAUGAAACCUGGUACAAGAGCGCCAUAUUACAGCAUCAUUCCGACAACCAGGAAAGCUUUGUCUAUUCCGUUAAGCACUACAACGAUCCGCUGGAGGAUGCUGAUCUAAAGGUGACCGCCUCGCAUGCUAUAUUUCCACGUGAUGGCGGCAAGGAAGCGCCUGCCUGUGUGGUCGGCUUUCAGUUCUCGCAUGCGCGCAUGUGGGAGCGCUUCUUCAAUAUAACAGCCGUAGAUAAUUGCAACAAUUGCUUGCCCAUCUGCACGGAUGAUGACAUCGACUGCGUGGUAAUUGACAACAAUGCUUAUAUUGUUGUUGGGCAGAAUAUAAAUACCACAGGCAAGUUCUUUGGCGAAUUUCAUGGCGAUGUUAUGACAGCUAUGGUGAUGAAGGGGAUCUACAAACAAAUCGAGGUGUAUGAUUAUCAAGAACUAUGUGAGGUCAAGCCUACAUCGCCUAGCGAAGGACACAGUCUAUUGCAUCCUCUUAAAUUAUUGAGUCUGGCGUUUAAGUGGCUUAUAGCAGAGCUCUUCCUACAGUACCAGAACGUAAAGUGGUGGGUGGAAGCUGCGCCCUUCAUGGAAUAUCUGGACAAUAUUGAAGAUGAAUAUUCGCCUGUUGGAGGCAGUAACACGGCGGGGGCUGGCAGUCCCAAAGAUGACACCGAUGAUGCUGACAUAAUAUUCAAAGAACCCGAACCCGAGCCCAUAUAUGAAGCCUGCGAUAUGCGUUCCACCCUCUAUGCCUUACAGCCCAGCUCGCUCAAUGGCAUCACUGACUAUGUGGAGGCGCCAUCAACGCGUCCGUUUUUGGUUAAAAAGAUACCCAACUCGAACCUGCUGCUGGUUGUAGUCAAUGUGCUGAUGCCAUCACGCAGUGUUCAUCUCACCACCGAACCACAACGCAUUACUAACUAUGCGCAGGAGUUUCCUUGCUAUAAGCUCAACAUGAGCUUCUACGAGCGACGACGCAUUGAGGAGUGUUACACCGAACACAAAGAUGAGGAGCUAUACACCUAUUGCGGCAGAGGCUCACGAUUGGGCCUGACGCUUCAGCUGCUCCCAUUGACCAUAAUUUUUAUGUUUUACCUGACGCGUUGCUUUAUGCGCGUUUAGUUUAUACAAACUAUUUAGAGCGAUCUGUUUGUUUUUAUAUUAUAAUAUACUAUUGUGUAGUACAAUUCUAGUCGAAUGUUUAACAAGUAAAACCAGAAACCAACUUAACGAAAAAGCACAAUCUUUGAAGCCACAAAUAAAAUCAGAAUUAGCAACAACAAAUUCAACACUUAGACUUAAAGCAUACGCCAAAAUGUUAGCAAAAAUGUAUGUAUUAAGAAAAUUUGAGUAUAGUAAGUUAAAAAAAAAAACAGUUAGAAGUUUUAGGAACAUACAGACUUCCAUUCGGAAUAAAAUUUUAAAUAAUAUUUCUAACAAUUUUUGAUUUGUUCAGUUCUAUUAAUAUUAAAACUUUAGCUGAAAAUAUCCCACAUAACACAUAACAUUAAAAGUUUCAAAUCGUAAAACCUAUGCCAAAUAUUAAACGCGUAACGAAACAGUAAACAGAAAAAAUAAUUCAUAUAAUGACAAUUAUUUUUGUAAUUUUAUAAGAUUAGUUGAAAUUUUAUAAUCAACAAAACCUAUUAAUAAAUGUACAUUUUAACACAUUUAACAAGCUCCAAAAACUUUCACACUCAGCUAUACAAAUUUCGUCCUAUGCCCAGCCGACACUAUUUUAACUUUUUCAUAUACAAUCAAAAGAAUUUUUACAAUACAACAAACAAGUAAAAAACAUAAUAGAUGUAUUAAAUGAUUUUAUAGA
Molecule: messenger RNA, 4908 nt
Organism: Drosophila busckii
Lineage: Eukaryota; Metazoa; Arthropoda; Insecta; Diptera; Drosophilidae
Gene: Ca-Ma2d
Product: voltage-dependent calcium channel subunit alpha-2/delta-3
Exons: 11
Coding region: 549-4205 (1218 amino acids)
Cellular component (GO): voltage-gated calcium channel complex
Molecular function (GO): voltage-gated calcium channel activity
Source: RefSeq, a predicted model, not a curated record